Messenger RNA from Postia placenta MAD-698-R-SB12, 555 nucleotides. RefSeq lists its product as hypothetical. The record is from RefSeq and is a predicted model, not a curated record. NCBI's taxonomy places the organism in Eukaryota, Fungi, Basidiomycota, Agaricomycetes, Polyporales, Adustoporiaceae. The transcript has a single exon. Bases 1 to 555 code for a protein of 184 amino acids.
AUGGUGGACGGCCUUGCGUACUGUGUCCAGCGUCGAGCCGCGGCGGAUGCUCCCGCAAGGGCCGUCAUACGAGAUGGUACACCAUCUGUCGACACCAUGAACGAGCUCGAUAACAACAUGUCUGUCAACUCGGAGUGCCUCUAUGACGCCGAGUUCGCCAACGGGCUGCAUCUGUCGGUCGUCCUUCUGAUCUGCUUUGGGAUCCAGAAGGAUGAUCAGGGACACGUCUAUACCCUCCAGAAAUUCAAUUGCUAUUUCUUCGCACGGACGAUGAUGUUAGCAAUGACUCGACAUGCCGUAAUGGAGUCAGCGCACCAGCAUUCGGCCGACACAGUAUUGGUGCGUGCUGCUUUAUCAGGGGAUGAGGAGAAGGAGACGGACCAGUCGCCACAAGACGCGGAGUUGAUGACUGCAGAAAUCGCUCCGAACGAAGCUAUGGAAGGAUAUAUUCGAUGGUGGAGUACGGCUCGACGUACACGCGGCACUUGGAAGGUCACUCUGGCGAGCGCACGCCCAAUGGACAGUGUCAACCGCCGUAACGGAUGUGGUGCGUGA